AUGGAGUGUGCAAGAACGGUGUUUUUUACACUUGUACUUUCACUAGCCUGGGUCAGGGGUGCCGAAGAAGCAUGGAUCCAUGCAGCGCCACCAUGUGAUUUCCCGGCAACGUACAACUUUGGUGACUCGAAUUCAGAUACUGGUGGAGCAUCAGCAACAUUUGGACCCAUUCCGCCACCCUAUGGCCAAAGUUUCUUUCGAAGGCCUGCAGGAAGGGCUUCUGAUGGUCGUCUUAUCAUAGAUUUCAUCGCUGAGCACUUGGGAAUGCCACAUUUGAGUUCAUAUCUGGAUUCCAUUGGUGCAAAUUAUCGACAUGGUGCAAAUUUUGCUAGCGGAGGAUCAACCAUCCGAAGGCAGAACGAAUCCAUAUUUGAGAAUGGUUCAAGUCCCUUUUCAUUGGAUAUCCAAAUCGCUCAGUUUGAUCAAUUCAAAGAGAGGACCAGUGAACUCUAUCGUCAGGAUAAAAAUUCAUACGACAUGAGUAAACUUCCUCGACCCCGGGAAUUUUCAAGGGCUCUCUACACAUUCGAUAUUGGUCAGAAUGACCUUGCUACUGGUUUUGGAAAGCUUAUUUCUGUACAACUAAAGGCUGCAAUUCCGGACAUUGUUAAUCAAUUUGCUAUGGCAGUUACACAUUUGUAUCAACGAGGAGCAAGGGCAUUCUGGAUACAUAAUACUGGACCAAUUGGUUGCUUACCAGCAGCAGCAUUUUACAUCCAAAACCCGAAGCCUGGUUUUCUUGACAAAUAUGGCUGCAUCAGGGCUCAAAAUAAAAUGGCUAUUGAAUUCAACCGACAACUUAAAACCCGAGUUACGAAACUCAGGCAGGAGCUUCCACAUGCUGCACUGGUCUAUGUUGACACCUACACCGCAAAAUAUCACUUAAUCCGCAAAGCCAAGUACUAUGGAUUCAUGGACCCGACAAAAAUCUGUUGUGGGCAUCACGAGAAAAACAUUAACGUUUGGUGUGGACAAAGAUCAAUCAUAAAUAACACCGAAAUUUUUGGUGGUUCCUGCAGCUCUCCAUCGACAUAUAUUAGCUGGGAUGGAGUUUAUUAUUCUCAGGCAGCAAAUCAUUGGAUUGCCGAUAAUAUUCUGAAUGGCUCCUUUUCUGAUCCUCCAAAACCGAUUGACCAUGCUUGUCUUAAGCACAAGAUUCAUGGUGCAAACUUUGCAACAUCGGGUGCAACCAUUAUGAGACCAAAUGAAACAUGGUUCGAGACUUGGGCCAGCCCUUUCAAUCUUGAAAUCCAAGUCGAGCAGUAUAUUCAGUUUAAACAUAGAACGGCUUAUUUGUACAAUCAAGGACAAAACAAUGUUGGUGCUGGCGUUCGAAAGUCGAGUUUAGAACUUCAGCAAGCAGCCAUACCCAAAAUAGUCAACCAGUUUAUAGCACAAGUCCGAGACCCCUUGCCUGCGUAUUUUGAUGAACAUGGUUGUAUCAAGAAUCAAAACGACGUAGCCAUAGGGCUCAAUAAAAAGCUCGAGGAUAAGAUUAUCAAACUAAGUAUCAAGCUUUCUGAAGCCGCAAUAAUCUAUGUUGAUAUGUACAGCGUUAAGCAUGAGUUGAUCUCCAAAGCAAAGAAUCUAGUUUUAUCGAAAUAUAUAAUAGCAAAUGCUGAUGAAAAUACAAUCGAUUGUCAUUACCCUGCAAUAUACAAUUUUGGCGAUUCAAAUUCAGACACCGGAGGGAUUUCUGCAGCAUUUUAUCCGGCAGGGUCACCUUCUGGUGAGACGUACUUCCAUAGGCCAGCCGGAAGAGCCUCUGAUGGUCGUUUGAUCAUUGAUUUCAUUGCUGACCACCUGGGGUUACCAUAUUUGAGUGCAUACCUGGACUCUAUUGGAACCAAUUUCAGUCACGGUGCAAACUUCGCAACAGGGGGUGCAACCACUAUGAGGCCAAAUGAAUCAUGGUUUGAAACUGGGGUCAGCCCUUUCAAUCUUGAAAUCCAAGUGGAGCACUAUACUCAGUUUAAAGAGAGAACAGCUUAUAUCUACAAUCAAGACAAGGAGUUGUCCAAAAGAAGCAGGUUACCAAAGCCUGACGAUUUCUCAAAGGCUCUUUUUACACUCGAUAUAGGACAAAAUGACGUUGCUGCUGGCAUUCGAAAGUUGAGCUUCGAACUUCAGCAAGCAGCCAUACCCAAAAUAGCAAGCCAGUUUAUAGCACAAGUCCGAAAUCUGUACCAAAGAGGGGCAAGGACAAUAUGGAUACACAAUACUGGUCCAAUUGGCUGUUUACCAGUAACCAUUGUUAAAGUUCAAGACCCUGUGCCCGGGGAUCUUGAUGAACAUGGUUGUGUCAAGAAUCAAAACGACAUAGCCAUAGGGCUCAACAAACAGCUCAAGGAUGAGAUUAUCAAACUGAGGAUCGAGCUUUCUGAAGCCGUCAUAAUCUAUGUUGAUAUGUACAGCGUGAAGUAUGAGUUAAUCUCCAAUGCGAAGAAUCAAGGAUUUGAGGACUCCUUCAAAAUCUGCUGUGGUUAUCAUGGAAUUGGGUAUGAUGUAUGGUGUGGAAAUAAAGGAACUGUAAAUGGUAGUGAAGUUUAUGCUGGUUCAUGUUCAAAUCCUUCUACAGUCAUUAGCUGGGAUGGUGUGCACUAUUCUGAAGCAGCAAAUCAUUGGAUUGCGAACCGUAUAGUCAAUGGUUCCUUAUCGGAUCCACCAAUCUCCAUCAAAAGAGCAUGCCAUAAGUAA
Messenger RNA from Fraxinus pennsylvanica, 2697 nucleotides. Lineage: Eukaryota; Viridiplantae; Streptophyta; Magnoliopsida; Lamiales; Oleaceae. The record is from the annotation of a GenBank genome assembly.